Podarcis muralis (Common wall lizard) is the source of this 3652-nucleotide messenger RNA. RefSeq names its product cyclin J (gene CCNJ). Lineage: Eukaryota; Metazoa; Chordata; Lepidosauria; Squamata; Lacertidae. The record is from RefSeq and is a predicted model, not a curated record.
AUCGGCGUUCGAGGCGGGGCGAUGCCCGGGGAGAUCCCCGAGGUGGAUCUCUUGCUGGCCCGGGGGCUGUAAAGAGAGAAGUGGAGCUGGGCAAACUCCGGGCUUCGGUGCUGCUGCCGCCGCCGCCCGCUGCUGAUUCCCGGCCGCCUCACCCUGUCCCAUGGAGCUAGAGGGGCAGUGGUGGAAAGGACAGCUCGCUGCCGACAUCCACCAAGCGCUUCGCUACAAGGAGCUGAAGCUUCCAUCCUAUAAAGGCCAGUCUCCCCAGUUAAAUCUGAGAAGAUACUUUGCAGACUUGAUUGCCAUUGUGAGCAAUCGCUUCAGGCUCUGCCCUGCUGCCCGCCAUCUUGCUGUUUAUCUCCUGGACCUCUUUAUGGACCGUUACGACAUAUCCAUUCAGCAGCUGCAUGUGGUGGCUCUUUCCUGUUUGCUUUUAGCGAGUAAAUUUGAAGAGAAGGAAGACAGUGUGCCUAAACUUGAACAGCUAAACAGCUUGGGUUGUAUGACUAACAUGAACCUGGUACUAACCAAACAGAACUUGCUGCACAUGGAGCUGCUGUUACUAGAAACCUUUCAGUGGAACCUCUGCCUCCCGACAGCUGCUCACUUCAUUGACUAUUACCUCUCCAUUGCCGUUCACGAGUCCGAUCUUCACGAUGGAUGGCCAAUGGUUUGCUUGGACAAGACAAAGUUGUACAUGGCAAAAUAUGCCGACUACUUUUUGGAAGUAUCCCUGCAAGAUCAUGCAUUUUUAAAUUAUGCCCCUUCGUUAGUGGCUGCUGCAUGUGUGGCUUCUUCAAGGAUUAUCUUGCGUCUUUCUCCAACGUGGCCAGCAAGACUCCAUCGCCUUACUGCGUAUUCCUGGGACUUCCUGGUGCCAUGCAUUGAACGAUUGUUGGUAGCCCAUGAUAAUGAUGUAAAAGAAGCCAACAAGCAAAAAGGACAGCACGGUUCUCAAGCAGCCCAGCACAGUUUAUUUCAAACAACCACACAGCCUCCACAGCAGCACAUACCCCAGUAUGUUCAAGCACAUCAGACUCCUCAGCAGUUUCAUCCAACGGCACAGCAGCAAAACUGCCAGCAGAUUCUGCCAUCUGGUCACACGUCGUCUUAUCCACUGCAGACUUGCCCAGCUGGUUUACAAGGUGGUGUCCAGGCUAGAGGUCAUAUACAGGCGGCUGCUGGAAUGUCACUAACUGUCCCCAUAGAAGUGAAGCCAUGUAUAAGUGUUUCUUACAACCGAAGCUAUCAGAUCGCUGGACGUUAUCCUUGCAUUACUCCGUGCUUUGAGAGGUGAUAACUACAGCAAAACGCUGCAAGGAGGACAGACCUCUAUUUUUCCUCUUAACAGCAGAGAAGUAGUUGAAUACUUUUUUUUAAAGGUAACUCGAUUGCAGGAACUGCUAAUAUGAGAUUAUACCUACUGAUAAGGUGUUAAUAACCUGAAGGAUGGACUACUCCCCGUUCACAGUUGUAUUUGUUCAGUUGAAGCCUGCGCUUAAAACUGAGGCUGAGAAACUGCUGCACUGGCUUAGUUUGUCUUCCCAUGAAGAGGAAUGAUCCUGUGUGGUUCUAAAGGGACCACUGCGUCUACCCUUCGCUAUACAGUAUUGAAUAAGACUUUAAACUCCACCAAGUGCCAUGCUUUCCUUCAGGACGGAGAGCCACAUGGGAGAGAGGAGAGAACCUCUUGAUUGAAAUUGGCAGUUCCGCUCUCGUUCAAGAUCUUUGGAUGAGAUUUUGUGUUAGAAUGCCCUUUGGGUUAACUUUUUUGUAUAUCUCAUACUUCAAAGUACUUUAGUGUUUGCUGAAACCAGUUUAGAGCUAAACUGUCAUACUAACUCAGGGAAUAAUCAAACUACUUUGAUACUGGUGUAUAUCAUUUAAGUAGUGUUCUUGGGUUUCCUCACUCAGGGUAAUGGCCAUAGCAAAUACCAAAGGGAGUUCAGAUACUCAUCCAGACUACUCCCUUAAUCCAAAAUUGUGCUUUCUAUUGGGAAGAAUGGUGUGCUAUCUUCAAACAAAACCAAUGUUGUACCAUAGCCAACUGAAGAUUGUUUGUGGUUUCCCCUAGAUUAUGUAACCAACUAUUUAUGACCCAAAUCCAUUUUUCCCAUUGUAUUGAAUUCCUACUUAAAUAGGGAGAAAGUACAAUUUAAAUCUUUUCAAGAAGCAUAGCAUUGUACAUGAUAGUUGCAGAGCAAAUACGGGAUUGAAGUUCUCAGGCUCUACCAGAACAGCUACCACUUCUUGUUUCUACAAUCGUAUUAAUAGUGAUUCAGAUAUUUUUCUGAUGUGAACUAGAUAGUCCUACAAAGACUGCUAAGUGCAUAACUAUCAGAAAGGUGAUAGUUUUUAGCUAUUUAAUUUCCUAUACUUGGGUUCAUACCAGAAACAGAGUGGCAAAUAGGUGAACACCUUACAUCUUCUCUUCUUCUCUAGCUUCCUAUCUGAUGUAGAUGUGAGAAGGAAUCCAUGAUGGUUGAAGGCAGAGGGUAGCACUUGCUUCCUGAUUUCUAGGGAUGGAUUAAGUUUUUCAAAAGAAUAGUAUGAGUUGAUAGGGGAAAGUAUAUAUAAAAAUUGUCAACAGAUUUUCCUCACAAAAGGGACCAUCCCCAAACACUUGGUGCUCUGAGAGAAAUGGCACUGCUUGAUUGAAAAGGCUCUCCUAGAGCUGAAUAUGCUGCAAGAAAAUAUUCUUUAAUUUAGAGGAGAAACAAUCCUCUGAGGCAAUUAUUUUAUACCGUAAUAUAUUUUCAGGGUGUCUUUGACAAAUGUGAGGAGUUUUUGAGAGAAGGGAACAUUCUGAGACCACCACCAAUUUGAUAAAGUGUCCUUGCUACUUCUUUCCUAAGGUCUUUAAGUAUUGUCUUGUUUUCCUCUCACAUGCUGUCCUUUAAAGGGGCAGAGAGAAGGUUACAAAUAGAAGAGGUGGAGGUCUGAUGGUAUCACUUGUGGUGGUUUCACUUUAAUAUGUGAGGAUGAAGGACUACAGAAUGCAUCUGAAAAGGAAAGAUACUCAACUUAGUUUGUAAUACUAUAUGUAAGACUCUUCAUUGUUUGACUACCUCAAUAAUACGUUGAAUGUACAGUCUUGUGGUAAUCCAUGACUUGAAAUAACAGCAGGUUACUUACUUUGUGUUUUUUUUACAUUGGGUUCAUUUUCAUUCUCCAUGUGUGAGACAGCAAACGAGUUAAGACGUCUAUUUUGUAGGCCUGUACACUCAAACAUUAGCUGAUAAUUAACACUGGAAUUAUGGGGGAGGGUAAUUAGUUAACAUCAAAGCCUAUGUGUAAUAGGGUAUUGUUUGUAUUUAAGUCAUUAGACUUAAAAGGAUCCACUAUGUGCUAUUGGGUUUGUGGUUUUCUGCUCUGAAUUUUUUAUUUAUUUAUUAUUUACCGUAGCCUUUUGAGUUUGACAUACUAGCAGGAUAUUGACAAUAGAAUAUGCACUGUGAACCAUUUCCAGUUAUUGCUUUUUUAUAUAUAUAAAAAAUGGGUUUGGUCAAUCUCCACUGAAUCCACACACUACUUGAAAUUCCAACUGAAGGAAUUAUGUGUCGUGGUCAUGCAAGAGAAAUGUCUACAAUAAAAAAAUUCCAGCUGAGUGCCAUGCACUCAUUUUAAAAAUAAAACUAGUUUUGAGCAAUCA